Messenger RNA from Phalaenopsis equestris, 585 nucleotides. RefSeq names its product VQ motif-containing protein 22-like. The record is from RefSeq and is a predicted model, not a curated record. The coding region runs from base 43 to 585 and encodes 180 amino acids. Lineage: Eukaryota; Viridiplantae; Streptophyta; Magnoliopsida; Asparagales; Orchidaceae. The transcript has a single exon.
ACCGACACCUCCCUUCUCCCGGACUCCACCGCCGGGCCGCCAAUGCCCCUCUCCAUCGAUGCCGCUUCCGCCAGCGGAUCACGCACCAAACCAGCACGAAAGCGCUCCAGAACCUCGAGGAGAGCUCCCACAACCCUUCUCAACACCGACACCUCCAACUUCAGGGCCAUGGUGCAGCAGUUCACCGGCGUCCCCUCCGUCCCUUACACCACCUCUUACGUCCCCGGCGGCGGAACCACGCUCAAUUUUGGGAUCGGGUACAGCAAUCCGGUCAGCCAAUCGACCAUUCUGCCGAGCUUCGGAGUUCACGAAACUCGUCCGAAUCAGUAUCACUAUCAGCAGCAGCAGCAACAGGACGAGAGGUACAUGUUACCCCAACAGAACCAGUACAGACGUCAGCCGCAGCCUGAGGAGAUGAUCGGUUUCGGAGUGGGGAGCGGACACGUGGAGGAUGAUGGCCAUAUGGAAAACUCGAGGGAAGUUGGCAUAGGGUUGCCGGAGGAGUUUUUCAUUGAUGGGAUGGGGGGGCAGGGGAACCAGAGGACGACACCAGAGCAUAACAGAGGUGGCGGCUACUUUUUGUGA